AUGACAUUCUCUCUUACCAACAAGAACAAGAAGGUGUCAUUUGCCGUCCCGAUAAAGCCAAAAGAACCUGCCCUCACGGAAGACGAACUGCGAAGCAUCUUGCCUGCUUCUUUCCGCAAUGGCUCCGCCUGGAUAGGCCCGCCACACAACCGUGUCCGAUACUUCCUGGCGGACGACCUCAACAUGAGCAAGUUGACCGAAGCCUCGGCCUACUUCUUCGUCCUCGGCAAGGUCAAGUCUCCUCGACCUCUCCACUACCAGCAAGCUCUCGGCCUCGAGAUCCAGGUCAGCGAGCGGCUGGACACGCACCUGCUCUGGGCCAAUGGCAAGAUCUACAUCAAGCCGUUGCCGCGGUACCUCCUCGAGCCCAAGUUUUGGACGGAAUACCUCGACUGCCCCAAGUCGUGCCCGUACGCCACCGACUUUCAUCUUCUCCGAGAGUCGGGCCUCAUGCGGCGCAGCGCCCAGUUCUCCCAGGAGGUGCCCUGCGAGCACAGCAAGCUCUGGAAGUGCGCCAUGGGCUUGGUGUACUCGUACGUCGCCCUCGUCGCGCACGAGAGUGACUUUGCCAUUGCACAGUCGCACAAGCUGGUGCCUGACAGCUUGGAGUUUCACGAGUGGAAGCUGUUUGUCGAUCGGAUGCUCCGCGGCGGCAAGCUCUACGGCCAAAUCGACGAGCGCUUUACCUAUGGCGAGCUGGACCUGGCCCGUCUCAACACUGUCAUGAUGCUUCACCGUCCUCUUCGUUAUCUGUCCCCAUGGGGUGGUGAUGACUCGGAUGGCUUCUUCCCAGGCCACCGAUUCUCGCCGCUGCCGGCACUGUCGACGGCCGUAGCCACCGUCUUGUUCUCUUCGGAGCAGACGAAGCUCGUUAUGCUCAAGUUGAAGCAAAACAAGUCCCUUGUUCUGGUCAUUGUGAUCAGCUGCUUGUGGAUCAUCUUGUACUCUAUCUUAUUCAUGGGCGAAAGAUCUCGAGAAACUCGACUUUAA
Trichoderma reesei QM6a is the source of this 990-nucleotide messenger RNA. RefSeq lists its product as uncharacterized. The coding region runs from base 1 to 990 and encodes 329 amino acids. NCBI's taxonomy places the organism in Eukaryota, Fungi, Ascomycota, Sordariomycetes, Hypocreales, Hypocreaceae. The transcript is spliced from 3 exons. The record is from RefSeq and is a predicted model, not a curated record.